Messenger RNA from Cyclopterus lumpus (lumpfish), 2268 nucleotides. It is a transcript of the gene tpbg, whose product is annotated as trophoblast glycoprotein b. Gene Ontology annotation, molecular function: protein binding. Bases 547 to 1674 code for a protein of 375 amino acids. Gene Ontology annotation, cellular component: plasma membrane. The record is from RefSeq and is a predicted model, not a curated record. The transcript has a single exon. NCBI's taxonomy places the organism in Eukaryota, Metazoa, Chordata, Actinopteri, Perciformes, Cyclopteridae. Gene Ontology annotation, biological process: negative regulation of canonical Wnt signaling pathway.
CCUCUUUCCGAUGGUCUGCACUGUGCUGCUGUGUUUGGUCUUCUCCUCCAGACUGGCAGCGUUUAGGAAAGCAGCAAGCUGGAAGUACGUAUGAGGUGAUCCACGGCACCUUCGGGAGACGGGGGGGGGGGGUUGUUCUGUUUCGCAACCAGCAGCCUGAGAAAGGUUUUUUUUUUUUUUUUUGCCGAUUCGACAUUCUGCAUCGCGUGUUUUUUUUGCGGGGACCGGGGAAAAAAAAUAAAUAAAUAUGGCAAAAGCCUGAGAUUUGGGAAAGACGAGUGAAGAGAAGAAAAAGAAAGAAACACCUCGGAAGUUUUUCGAGCUUCGUCCGCGUUAUGGAAACGUAGAGUUCUCCGACACCAGGAUGGUUUGGGGGUAGUUACAUGGAGUCUGGGUUGGAACUGGGAGCCGUUUUCACGGGGACUAAGGACGGGGACUAAGGACGGGAAACACGGCGGACAAAACUUUCCCCUUGCGGGAGAACAAAGUAACCUUUACGCACGGUCUGCGCGCACACGCACACGUUUUUUUGUACGACCCCCCAAGAUGCGCCUGUUGAGCACGUCGUGCGGGGGCAUCCGAGUGAAAACACGCGCGUCCGCGACGAUGCACUUUCUCUUCCUCCUCGCGGCCGCGCUGUCCUGCCACGGCUGUCCCGACAAAUGCUUGUGCUUCUCGCAAACUGUGAAAUGCCAAAACCAGGAGCUGGACGCGAUUCCGCAUUCCUUGCCGGCCAAUACCAAGUCGCUGUUCGUCACCGGAAACAACAUCUCACGCGUCGACGUGGACUCCUUCCCGACCCGCCUGCAGAUGCUGACAGACCUCUAUCUCAGUGGGAAUGAGAUGGAGUCCGUGGACGCGAUGGUGUUUGACAACCUGCCGAACCUUGUGCAGCUGGACCUGAGCAACAACCGGAUCCAGACUUUCAGUGACAGGGCCUUCCCAGAGGAUAAUAAAGUGCAGUUCCUGAACCUCAGCAGGUCCAUCCACAAUCACUCCUUCAUGGACGUGGUCCUCGGCGUCCUACAGAGCAGGAACCUCGUCCAGCUGACGGCCCUGGACCUGUCCAACAACGACCUUGUGAUUCUCCCGGACGACUUGUUCGUUGGCCUCCCCAACCUGGUCAGCCUGAGCCUGCAGAACAGCUCCAUCCUCUCGGUGCAGAACGGGACGCUGAGGGUGCCGCCGCUGCGCGACCUCGACCUGAGGGACAACAGCCUGCGGGACCUGCCCUUCGCCACCCUGGCCGAGCUCAGCCUCAAGCCCGCUCUGAGCGUCCGGCUGGCGGGGAACCCCUGGCGCUGCGACUGCCUCUUCGAGGACAUGCUGCUGUGGCUGAAGAACACCACUCAGGUCGCCGAUGCUCAGAAUCUGACCUGCGCUGACCCCAAGGCCCUGAGGCGCCUGCCACUCCUGCGGGUGGAGCAUUCGCAGCUGAAGUGUUCGGGCGACAUGGAGGGCGUGCUGGAGACCUCGUAUGUGUUCCUGGGGCUGGUGCUGGCGCUGAUCGGCGUCAUAUUCCUGCUGGUGCUCUACCUGAACAGAAAGGGCAUCAAGCGGUGGAUGUACAACAUCCGGGACGCAUGUAGGGACCAUAUGGAGGGGUACCAUUACAGGUAUGAGAUCAACUCUGACCCGCGUUUGGCCAACCUAAGCAUCAAUUCAGAUGUGUGAGCGAGGACGGGACACUGUCUGGGACCCCGCAGUGAGAUAUACAUGAAAUGACUUAUACUGUUAACAUUUGCAUGAAAGUCUUCCUCCCCCAUCCCCUCAUGAUGCUCUCCAGAAUUAGCAUCCGUCAUGGCUCCUAGUUAACCCCCCACCCCAUCAGAGCCUCCAUUCAACCACUGCCGCAUGUCCAAUACAAAUACCAGGCAGCUGUGAUGUUUCCUCCUUAACAUUGCAUGGACAACGAAUCACUGCGACGGUUGUUUUUUCUUUCUUUCUUUUUUCCCGGAGAGUUGCAAAGAGUGAUGUGUCCUAUUUUUUACUCUUCCUAAAGGAUAAAGUACAUUGACUUUUCAGUGAAAGAAACCAUCGCAUCCUUCUUACUAUGCCUCUGAUGCAGAGAAAUGCUCCGCUGCUUGUUUAUGAGUUGUCGUUUUUUUUAUAUAUGUGAAUUUGUGAUAUACAGUAUGCCCAUUUUGAAUGAUAUAUUGCCUAGUUAUUGGAUUUAAUAGGUGGAUGUAAUUGCUCUUUUUUUUAAAAUUGUAUCUAUUAAAAAAAAAAAGAUGUGUAAAUAUCCGGCUAAAUAAAAUGCCUCUGGAU